GAAAAGAAGAAGAAGAAAAAGCGAAAGAAAAUGACGUUCGGCCCUGCAAAGAAGAAGAAGAAGAAGUGAAAGCUUGAAGCUUGGUUUUGAACGCAAAUCGAGUGUUAAAAAAAUUAUAUUUUACCAUUUUACAGUGUUUUUUUGACUAGAGAGUUUCUUUUGAAAGGUUCAAAAGAGAAAAUUGUGCAUCAAAUAUUCAGGUGUAAAAUCCAGAGAUUUUAGCUGAGAAUCUUCCAUAAAAAACUAACCUCACUUUUACUUUCGCCGCCGGGGAAGAGUCUGUCAGGAUUCCCAAGCCGGAUUGCGGAAAUGAGCUGGAAGACUGAACCACACUCAUCUUCUCAGUCUUAUGACUUCUACAAAUUAGCCUCUAGUGGAAUGGAGCAUACGAGCUAUAAGAAUCCCGGUGGUGGAAGACGUUCUCAGGAACAUGAUGGAAGGCGUCAAGGACGUAGAUAUGACGGAGAUGAAUCGCCGACGGAGAGAUAUGGUUCAAAAUCUCCUUCAAGAGCAGAUUUGCGGGAAUACUUGGAGACAAGAAAGCCAAAGUCGUGGAAGCGAUCAGUGGGACGUUCUAUGUCCCCUCCAGGGAAAAAGAGGUACGACUCUGAUGAUGAUGCCACAAAGGAUCUGCAUAAGCAGUUAUCGGAGCUGAAGAAGAGACACAAGGAGUAUGAAGCUGAUUUAGAAUCACACCCUAAAUAUCAAGAGGAGUGGCGCAAGUUUUGGAAUCGCCGUUGUGAUGAGCUUCAUCAUUUCGGUGUGGAUACGGAUACAUACGAUUUUAAGCCUGAAUGGUUGGAAUUCUGGAAGCUGCGCUUAAAGGAACUCUACGAUGAAGAAAGCGAACCGAUUAUUAAAGCUAUACGGGAGGUAAAGGAACGCGAAGAAGAUGACAAGAGCUGGAGUAGCGAUGAACCAUCAACGGUGACAAAUCCCCUGAAGGCAAUGCUAAGAAAAUCACCAUCACUUGCACUGGAGGAGAUUUCACGUGCCAAAAGUUCAAGGACUCCCUUAUUGAUCCAAAACAUGGGAAUUUCGCCGGAUACCAAUGAUGACUCUCUUACGAUCACAUCAGCUCUGGAAACCAUCACAAACCUCGAGGAGGGACUCAGUCGAAUUGGACCAAAAGUAAUUGAUUUGGUCGGGAAAAGCCUUGGGCUCAUUGAGGGGAUGGAUUUUGACAAUUUCGACCGUUCAAAGGAUAUGCCUAAUAUAAAAGAGCGUCUCAAUGGGCAGCUUUUGCACAACAAAAUUCAAUCUGUGCAGAAAACAUUUGAAAACAUUACCACCAUACUCAGGGGCAUGACAAGUAGCCCAAAUAAAAAUAAGAAAUGUACUUCAGACGAUCCCAUGAGCUCAUUGAAUGAUGAUGUGAAGCAGUGGAUGUCCAUCUUCACAGAUGUUAUUGAGAACAUCGAAGAGAAGCGUGUGGAAGAGAGACAUUUUAUUCAUCAGUCGCCUCAGCCCUCAGGCACGGAGCACCUCACGGAUGCUGAAGUGGAAGCUCUUCUUCAAAACUAUGAUACAUUGUCGGAAAAGGAGAAAAAUCAUCUCAUUAUGUUUCUCAAGAACCUCGAGAAGACGGAUGAGGAGCGGGUGAAGCGACUCAAAUACUUUUUCAAUGGACAAGUAAAUCGAGCUCUUUCCGCCGUUCCUGAUUCCACUGAUGAUCAUCGUUGGAAAGAUAAAUCACGCGAUAGAUCACGGAGUCCUCUGCGGUCUCGUGAUCGUUCGCCAAAGAGGUCUCGUGACCGCUCACCUAGGAUGCCCCGUGACAGGUCACGCGAUAAAUCCUAUUCUCGUUCACGAGAUAGAUCACCGGAUUGGUCACGCGAACGAUCAAGAUCACGCGAAUGGUCUCCCGAACGUUCUCGUGAACGAUCACGCGAAAGAACACGCGAGAGAUCGUAUUCUAUUGAGCAGCAACGUUCAAAGCGUCCACGCACUCCAUCACCCAUUCCGGAAAUCUUUGAUAAUCUUCAUACGCUGUACCAGGAGCAGUUCAAAGAUCCCUUCUAUUCGGAUGUCAUUGAGGCCAUCAAGCAGCCACAUUGGCGAGCACCACCUGAAGUGGAUACAUUUAUAAAGUUCUGGAAGGGACUUAAAAUUGAUCCGGAAUCUGGGACACUGAAAUUAAAUCUGAGUGGUCAGGAGGUAUUUGUGAUUCCGGAUCGGAUUCAACGGAAUGUCGUUCAGGAUUUCCACCGGAGGAAAGUGGGAUCAGGCCAGUUGAUGUGCCGUUCGCGUUCAGAUACCAUCUCGUACGUGAAGAAGUAUUGCUUCAUCCCUAACUACAUAAAAGUCAUCAACAAUGUUAUCGACAAGUGCAGGUUCUGCAAUCAGAAGAGAAAGGGCCGAAAACCAAUCGUUGAUCAGUCUGGAGAGUUAUUUUUGUAAUUAAAUCCUCUGGUGACAUUUACCACGUGAGAGUAAUUUCAUUGUCUUCUGUUAUUACUUUUUGUCCACUUUCCAAAAUUAUUAUACCUAUAAUUUGUGGAAUUUGAAAAAAUAUAUAAUAAUUGAGAAAAAUCACUUCAAAUAAA
This is a messenger RNA of Lutzomyia longipalpis, 2546 nucleotides long. RefSeq lists its product as uncharacterized. The transcript has 4 exons. Bases 310 to 2400 code for a protein of 696 amino acids. NCBI's taxonomy places the organism in Eukaryota, Metazoa, Arthropoda, Insecta, Diptera, Psychodidae. The record is from RefSeq and is a predicted model, not a curated record.